ACCACCACCACCACCACCACCACCACCACCACCACCACCACCACCACCACCACCACCACCACCACCACCACCACCACCACCACCACCACCACCACCACCACCACCACCACCACCACCACCACCACCACCACCACCACCACCACCACCACCACCACCACCACCACCACCACCACCACCAUCACCACCACCACCACCACCACCACCACCACCACCACCACCACCACCACAAUCACCACCACCACCACACCACCACCACCACCACCACCACCACCACCACCACCACCACCACCACCACCACCAAUCAAUCCACCACCACCACCACCACCACCACCACCACCACCACCACCACCACCACCACCACCACCACCACCACCACCACCACCACCACCACCACCACCACCACCCCACACCACCACCACCACCACCACCACCACCACCACCACCACCACCACCACCACCACCACCACCACCACCACCACCACCACCACCACCACCACCACCACCACCACCACCACCACCACCACCACCACCACCACCACCACCACCACCACCACCACCACCACCACCACCACCACCACCACCACCACCACACCACCACCACCACCACCACCACCACCACCACCACCACCACCACCACCAUCACCACCACCACCACCACCACCACCACCACCACCACCACCACCACCACCACCACCACCACCACCACCACCACCACCACCACCACCAUCACCACCCACCACCACCACCACCACCACCACCACCACCACCACCACCACCACCACCACCACCACCACCACCACCACCACCACCACCACCACCACCACCACCACCACCACCACCACCACCACCACCACCACCACCACCACCACCACCACCACCACCACCACCACC
Portunus trituberculatus (swimming crab) is the source of this 891-nucleotide messenger RNA. RefSeq names its product formin-like protein 5. The record is from RefSeq and is a predicted model, not a curated record. NCBI's taxonomy places the organism in Eukaryota, Metazoa, Arthropoda, Malacostraca, Decapoda, Portunidae.